Molecule: messenger RNA, 240 nt
Organism: Suillus plorans
Lineage: Eukaryota; Fungi; Basidiomycota; Agaricomycetes; Boletales; Suillaceae
Exons: 2
Source: RefSeq, a predicted model, not a curated record
UGCACUUGCGCGUCUGCUCCCCUUCAGCUCCUGGCUCGCGGUUAUUUUGCCUGCGCUCCCAUUGCUCCUUCCCUCGCUGUCGACCUUCAGCUGCUGGAGCUCGUCAAGACUUUGUUUGUGCAUAUUACUCCCAAUACGACUACUUGGUGUGAAACACUCGAAAAUUUUCUGGCUGGCCGCGGGUAUCAGCUUACCACCAAGGAUAAUCUUCGUCGUCGAUUUAGUAACGCUUAUCAUUAG